Drosophila simulans is the source of this 3509-nucleotide messenger RNA. It is a transcript of the gene GluRIIB, whose product is annotated as glutamate receptor ionotropic, kainate 2. The transcript is spliced from 13 exons. The coding region runs from base 285 to 3026 and encodes 913 amino acids. Gene Ontology annotation, biological process: monoatomic ion transport; modulation of chemical synaptic transmission; synaptic transmission, glutamatergic. The record is from RefSeq and is a predicted model, not a curated record. Gene Ontology annotation, cellular component: postsynaptic membrane; plasma membrane. Gene Ontology annotation, molecular function: transmitter-gated monoatomic ion channel activity involved in regulation of postsynaptic membrane potential; glutamate-gated receptor activity. Lineage: Eukaryota; Metazoa; Arthropoda; Insecta; Diptera; Drosophilidae.
GCUAGACUCUAGAGUCUAGACAUGUGGUGGUUGCUCUUCUCGGCGAGCAUGGAAUCCACCCACAAUGGCCGCUGUUCUCCAUGACGUAGUAAGUCUCGCAGAGAUCGCUCGUGCCGGAGGUUUAAAAAAUAUACAUUUUUUGUGAUUGUCAGUGCUCGUGGAGCGUUGCCCGGAUCUGGCCGAUUUCUGGCUGGGAAUUAUAUCGUUGUGCGUUAAAAAAUAUAUAUUUUUUAGUGCGUUAAAAGUUGCUAUACUUUUCUAGUGCUCUGUUUAAAGUUGUAGUAAUGCACGGUCUACAGUUCCUGGUUCUUCUGGCACUAGCAAUAUCCAGUGGCGCCAAUGAAGACACCUUAGUGGUCAAAAUCGGAGCCAUUUUCUUCGACACGGAAAUGAAGUUGGCCGAUGCCUUUAGUGCGGCACUCGAGGAAGUGAAUGCAGUAAAUCCCGCUCUCAAACUGGAGGCAAUCAAGCGCUAUGUGACCGUCGACGACAGCAUUGUCCUGCAGGAUAUUUCUUGCGACUUGGUUGGAAGUGGGGUGGCCGCUAUUUUCGGACCAAGUUCAAAGACAAACAGCGAUAUCGUCGAGGUACUGUGCAAUAUGACGGGUAUACCGCAUCUGCAGUUCGAUUGGCAUCCCCAGCAGUCGAGCAGGGAGCGCAUGAACCACCAACUCACGGUGAAUGUGGCUCCAAUGGAGCUCUUCCUGUCCGCCGCCUUCUCAGACAUCUUGGCCAGCAAGACCUUCGACUGGAAGUCCUUUACCAUAGCCUACGAGAGGAGUUCCCACCUUAUUCGCCUGCAGCACAUCCUAGCAUGGAAGCAGCUCCACAAAGCCGGGAUCAAGAUGCAGGAAUUCGAACGAGGAGAUGAUUACAGGAUUCUGUGGAAGCGCAUCAACAACGCUCGUGAAAAGUUCGUCCUUCUGGACUGUCCGUCCGACAUUUUGGUGGACGUAAUUAAUGCCUCGAUUGGAUAUAAUAUGACUGGUUCAUUUAAUCAUUUAUUUCUAACCAACUUGGAUACACAUCUGAGUGGCAUUGAUGGAUUCUACUCACGGGAUUUCACCGUCGCCGUGGCAGCUGUCAGGAUACGAACCUAUGUGCCUCCGCCGGUUCACGAUGAAAUAGAUGUGUUCGACAACAGUGUGGAUACCAGGUUUUCCUCACUUGGAUCCCAGCUCGUGUAUGACUCCAUCGUGCUGUUCUACAAUGCUCUCUUGGAAAUAAGUCAGCUUCCAGGAUUCUACAUACCUAACUUUAGCUGCGGACGUGGCUUCUGGCAGCCAGGACCGCGUCUGGUGGAGCAAAUGAAGCAGAUAACCCCAAAGAUGGUGAAACCUCCCUUUAAAACACAAAGACUGCAGAUUAAUGCUGAUGGCCAGCGAGAAGAUUUUAAUCUUGAAGUUUACAACCCCAUCAUUGAUCGCGUAACUCACAUUUGGAACAAGGAGUUUCAACUAGUGGACUUUGAAAAACUGCGCGAGAACUCAACACAAGCCCUUAAGCAGAAGAGACUUCAGAACAAAGAGGAUUUCUCCCAGAAACCCAUCAGAUACACAGUGGCCACUCGAGUGGGCAAACCGUACUUCAGCUGGCGCGAGGAGCCCGAAGGAGUCCACUACGAGGGCAAUGAACGUUUCGAGGGCUAUGCCGUGGAUUUGAUUUACAUGUUGGCCCAAGAGUGCAAGUUCGAUUUCAACUUUGAGCCAGUUAGGGAUAACAAAUAUGGCAGUUACGAUGCGAACACAGAUGAAUGGGAUGGUAUAAUCAGGCAGUUGAUUGAUAAUAAUGCUCAAAUUGGAAUCUGUGACUUGACCAUAACCCAAGCGCGUCGUUCGGUGGUGGACUUCACUGUACCCUUCAUGCAGCUGGGCAUAAGUAUUCUCUCGUACAAGGAGCCUCCACCGAAGGCGGAUAUAUAUGCCUUCCUAAAUCCGUACAAUGCCGAGGUAUGGCUAUUCGUCAUGAUUGCGAUGAUGAUCACGGCCUUUGCCCUGAUCUUCACCGGUCGCAUUGAUCAAUAUGAGUGGGAUCAGCCGGUGGAGAAUGUGAAUCGCGAAAUGGAGCGGCAGAACAUCUGGCACUUGAGCAACGCAUUGUGGCUAGUGUUGGGCUCAAUACUUAAUCAAGGUUGCGAUCUAUUGCCCAGGGGCCUUCCCAUGCGUUUGCUGACCGCCUUCUGGUGGAUCUUUGCCCUGCUAAUCUCGCAGACAUACAUAGCCAAGUUGGCCGCCUUUAUAACCUCGUCGAAGAUUGCUGGCGAUAUUGGAUCCCUGCACGAUUUGGUGGACCAAAACAAGGUGCAAUUUGGCACCAUUCGUGGCGGCGCCACUUCGGUGUACUUCUCCGAAUCGAACGACACCGACAACCGGAUGGCGUGGAACAAGAUGUUGUCCUUCAAGCCGGAUGCCUUCACCAAGAACAACGAGGAGGGCGUGGAUCGGGUGAAGCUGAGCAAGGGUACCUACGCCUUCCUAAUGGAGACCACCAAUCUGCAGUAUUACGUGCAGCGCAACUGCGAGCUAACCCAGAUCGGUGAAAGUUUUGGCGAGAAGCACUAUGGCAUUGCAGUGCCGCUGAACGCCGACUUUCGUUCCAAUCUCAGCGUGGGAAUCCUCAGGCUUAGCGAGAGGGGCGAGCUCUUCAAGCUGCGGAACAAGUGGUUCAACAGCAAUGAGAGCACCUGCGACUCGAAUGUCCCGACCAUCGAUGAUGGCCAGUUCGACAUGGAUUCGGUGGGUGGACUGUUCGUGGUGCUGAUCGUCGGCGUGGUCGUUGCAGUCGUGAUCGGUGUCGCCGAGUUUUUGUGGCACGUGCAGCGCAUUUCGGUGAAGGAGAAGAUUCCACCCAUGCUGGCACUGAAGGCGGAGUUUUACUUUGUGAUUCGAUUCUGGUUGACCAGGAAACCGCUGCACACCUAUCGCCAAAGUCGAGAUUCAACUUCGACGGGUUACUCAUCGCUGGAGCAGAUUACAAGUGCUUCCAGUGCGAAAAAGAAAAAAAAGUCCAGGAGAAUCGAAAAGUAGGGGAGUGAAAAGGCUUGCAAACAUUCAGUGAAAUAUAAUUAAGAUUAGGAUAAGGAUAUUUUACAAUCGAUCCUUUGGAAGCUCUACAUACGACACUUGUUAAUUUCAUAGAAUUAAGGGAUAGUAAGGUAAUAAAACAAAUAAUAAAUAAACAUUGAACUACAAAGAUGGCAUUUUCUAACAAUAGUAACUAAACUAAAUGGAUUAACUUAGUUUGGCAAUCAAAAGUUUCAGUUGUACAAAUUAAAGGGCCAAAAACAACGCUUUAAAACUUCAUUUUAUUUGCAAUGUUAAUUUAAUUAAAUUUAAAAAUAGGCAACAGUAAGUGAUAACACUUACCAUAUGCGCAUGUACACAUUUACAUAUUUUUUUAUCUAAAACAAUUUGUUUAACUUGAUUUGCGAGAAACAUGACAAGAACACAAAUCGCCUUGUAUAUGUAUGCAAAAUGCAUGCUGGUCCAUAAAUACCAAUUAAUAUUUAA